UGUCGUGUAAAGUGAAUUUGAAUCAGGGAGCGCGAAUUAUACAAUUAAAUACAGUUAAGUACAGUAUAACUACACAUUAACAUUAUACUAAACUUCAAUGUAUGGUUGGAGCUUACACGGUUGUUCGAAAAGAAACAGGGUUGGCGUUACGAAUAAGCUAAGAGCAAAGUUAUUAGUUCAGUUGACUACCCUGCAAGCUAACUUAUUGCAACGCUGCUAUCUGAUAGCUGUUGUUACCCAUGAGAUCAGUCAUCAUAUCAAGUUAGUCAACGUACCUGGCUUCUCGUGGAUGCAUAAAAUUAGACAACAGUGAGUUAGUUUAAGUUAGUUAAUUCAAUACUUCGUCAUCCUCUGACGGCUGGUGUGGGUAUUGGUAGGUCAGACUGACAGACACACGCCACUGCCUUCGUCGUCGCAGAGGAGAAAUGGAGGAGACCAGGGACAGGACUUACCUGUAUUUGUGGACAUACAGCCAGUUUCAGCGGGAACUAUCAGAGUGGGAUGACAUUAAUAAGCUCCUGCAGCGUCAUGGCUUUAAACCGGUUCAGUUUGCUGAUCCUGUGGAGAAUAAGAACCUGUCAGAUUUGGUUCUUCUGGAGAAGAAAGCGGCUGGUGACAUCCGGACCAUGUUGCGGACCAUGCUGGCCGACUCGGACAGGAGACAGGCCCUUAUUCAGGAGCUCAUCCAGUCCAAUAGCCAGCUCAAAGAGGAGGUCCAGCAGCACCAGAGCCGUGCAGCACGGCAUUCCCAGCGGGCCUUGGAGCUGGAGGGGGUUCUGGACGGCGUGAAGGGCAAGGUGCAGGACCUGGAGGACCGUUACAUCAGUAAAGCCUCCCAGCAGCACAGCGUCUUCCAGCAGCUGCAGCAGCACAAGACGGAGGCCGAGAGUCGAUGUGAAGCUCUGGAGCAGAAGCUGUCCCUGGAGGAACGACAGGUGGAACAGCUCCAGAGGAAGCUCUACUACGCUGUGAAGGAGGAGGAGCGCAGGGUGGGCCGCCAGAACCAGGCCUUCCAGCAGAUCCACAAGAGGACCGCCAGAACACACUCCCCCACUGACCAGCAGAUUCUUGACGUCAUUGAUGUCUAUGAGUCCCAAAUGGAACAAAUGCGGAAUGAACUCAAGACCCUUAGGGAGCCUGGAGAGAGUGACACCUCAAAUGGGCAGCCUGAGCGAACCUCCUCAGACAACUCUACAAACCACAAAGCCUCAGACAAUUCUACAAACCACAAAGCCUUACUCAAGUCGUACCAGGAGCAGCUGAGGGACACUAAGGCCCAUCGGGAGGAGCUGAGGAGGGAGAUCCAGCAGCUGAAGCAGGACCUGGACUCAAGGCCCACGGUGAAGGAGCUGAAGUCCUACAAGCAGCAGCUGAGGAGGAUGGAUCGGAUCAUCCAGCAGACUAACCUCAAGUCUGCUCAGGAGCCUAAGACUGAAGAGACCACAGAGGUCGAGAACAUCGACCACAUGCAGGCCUCGGCCUGCCGUGCUCUCCUCAAGUCUGCCUGUGUGGAGCUGGGGGUGCACGAUGUGAAUCACCUGUUACCUGCACUGAAAUCCAGGCCUAGAGAAGCAAACUCAACUCAUCUGGAGAAGGUCCUCCAUGAUGUGAGUGCUCUGCUGGCCAGUCCCAGGGCACCGUUGCAGCUCCUGAGGCAAAGACCCAGCAGACAGCCCCUAGACCAGGCCUUCCUGCCUGGGGAGCUCCAGGGCAUCCUGCCCACUCUGGAGGUUUGGCGGGAGCAGCUGGCAUCUCUCAAGGAACUGCACCACUCUUUGACGAAACUGGUGAAGCGCCUGCUGCCGUGGCAGGUGUGUGAAGAGCACAGGCCCGCUGCAGAGGGGGUGAAGGUGGAGGACCUGCAACUGCUGGUGGACACUCUGCUGGAGGAGACGGCUCCUGCAGACAAGGUGCUCUGCAGUCCCACGAAGAACACACUGCAGUCCAUGGUUGCCCACUUCCAGAAGCUGUUUGACGUCCACUCCCUGAGGGGUGUGUACCCUCGCAUGAACGAGGUCUACACACGACUGGGCGAGAUGACCAACGCCAUGAGGAACCUCCGGGAUGUCCUGGACCUUGAUGAAAAAGCCCCGUCCAGCGAGGUGGUCAACCAGGUGGCCAGAAUAGCCUCCCCUACUGAAGACUUCACCACUCAACAAGUACACAGCCUGCUAGAAACGAACGACAUCGACAGUAUUAUUUUAAGGCUGAAGGAGCAUGAGGAGUUCUUUCCGACUUUCCACUCCCUAGUGCUGGAGCUGCUGCAGACACUUGAUGUCCAGAGGAUAGAUGACAUUGUGCCUGCACUGAGGGUGCUGAAGUCCAGGGUCCCCUGAUUGUUUGUUUUAGUGUGUGUGUGUGUGUGUUUUGUAUAUUUAUAAA
This is a messenger RNA of Alosa alosa (allis shad), 2382 nucleotides long. It is a transcript of the gene cep70, whose product is annotated as centrosomal protein 70. Lineage: Eukaryota; Metazoa; Chordata; Actinopteri; Clupeiformes; Clupeidae. Gene Ontology annotation, molecular function: gamma-tubulin binding. The transcript is spliced from 18 exons. Gene Ontology annotation, biological process: regulation of microtubule cytoskeleton organization; cilium assembly. The coding region runs from base 426 to 2336 and encodes 636 amino acids. Gene Ontology annotation, cellular component: centrosome. The record is from RefSeq and is a predicted model, not a curated record.